Molecule: messenger RNA, 622 nt
Organism: Empidonax traillii (willow flycatcher)
Lineage: Eukaryota; Metazoa; Chordata; Aves; Passeriformes; Tyrannidae
Gene: IL18BP
Product: interleukin 18 binding protein
Exons: 4
Coding region: 224-622 (132 amino acids)
Molecular function (GO): interleukin-18 binding
Source: RefSeq, a predicted model, not a curated record
AGAUGCGAGAGGACGAGCCCGGGGGUUGCUGUGGGGGAGAUGCUGGGGGAACCGUGACUAGCUGGGAGGAUGCUGAGGGGACCGAACCAUCCCAGGCUCGUGGGGAGCAUCCCGGCAUGUCCAGCGCUGAGCUCCAUCUCUGCCUGCAGGGGCCCCAGGACUCUCUGCCUUGCUUCUCCUGCUUCUGCCCUGCUGGGCCCUGGCUGUUCUCUGUGCAGGUGCCAUGGCCCUGCAGCUCCCCAGCAUCACCACCCUGCGGAUGCCAGCAGAGGCCCCCUGUCCAGGUGAGAGUGUGACAGUGUCAUGUGAGGCGACAAGUGAGCUCCCAGAGCUGACGCUGCUCUACUGGCUGGCGAAUGGCUCCUUUGUGGAGAGCCUGUACCCAGAUGGGGCCGUCCAUGAGGGGAUAGUGCAAGAGGAGCUGUGGGGCUCGGGGGUGGCUCUGCUCCGUGACCUGCACUUCAGCUCCUUCGACACCCAGCACCUGCUCACCAACUUCACCUGCGUGGUGCUCAGCCCUCUCGGUGUCGACACCAGGGAGGUGCGGUGGCCCCCGCCAGCACCAGCCCCCUGUCACUGUCAAGACAGGGGGGCUGGGCUGAGACCAAGGAGCAACUCGUGA